UCAAAUCGACAUUUCACAUUUGUGACUAAAUUUGAUUCAGCUGCUAAAAAUAAUUUUACAAUUUUUACAGAAGUAGCUCAAAAAUGGCUAUUUCUAGAUUGACCCGACUUGUGGUACAAUCUAAAAACAUCUCAAAACAUGAACAUGUUUUGCCACGAAGAACAGCAACUACCACUCCGACUGGUGCUAUACUACCAGAACCAGAAAAAACACCAUUCGGACUCCUGAGUAUUGUUUGUGCUGUCGUACCAGGAUUAUUGAUUGGAGCUGCAAUAAGUAAGAGUAUUGCGAAUUUUCUGGAAGAGAAUGAAUUGUUUGUUCCUUCUGACGACGACGAUGACGACGACUAAGUAUUUCAACCAGGAUGGAUUGACAACGGUGGUUGAUGUGAAAGUAUUUUAUUUUUUAAUAGAUCUAAUGCGGGUAUAUGAAUAAUAAACAAGCUUGUUAAAUACAAAUUUAUUGUGUUACAAAAACCACAUUAUGUAUUUAAUGACUUUGUGCUAAGUUAUUAAAAAUAUCUAACUUAAUAAUUAGGUGGUUACUCAAACAAUAUUUUAGUUGUUACUAAAUUUUAAGUCAUACUUAUUUACAACGUAGACAUAAGUACAUAUAUUUAUACAUGAUAAGCAAGCUAUAUACAUUAAUUUGAAUUUCUAUCAUAAAAAUCACAAUAUUCAUAAAUAUAUCCCGGGUAACAAAUUAUGCAGUCUGUGCUGAGCUAGUCAAAUGUUACUCUCAAUUUAGUUGUAUUCAAAAAUCUCAUUACACUUGUGCUUAAUAUUAAGAAAAUGUGAAUAAAUGUCUUCUGAAAAUGGC
Vanessa tameamea is the source of this 819-nucleotide messenger RNA. It is a transcript of the gene EMRE, whose product is annotated as essential MCU regulator, mitochondrial. Gene Ontology annotation, biological process: calcium import into the mitochondrion; mitochondrial calcium ion homeostasis. The transcript has a single exon. Lineage: Eukaryota; Metazoa; Arthropoda; Insecta; Lepidoptera; Nymphalidae. Gene Ontology annotation, cellular component: mitochondrial inner membrane; uniplex complex. The record is from RefSeq and is a predicted model, not a curated record. The coding region runs from base 84 to 350 and encodes 88 amino acids.